AUGUCAUACAUUUUUAUUUAUCGGUUUUCUUUCAAGCGUUUUCAUUUAUUUCGUAUUAUUUCUGCAAGUCUCUUACUUUUUAUGUCUUUUUAUAAUAUAGCCUCAUUACAAAGUUUUCUUUCUUCGUUUCUUUUUCAUAUCUUUCUUCCUUUCAUAAUCUUUUCCUUCCUUUUUCUUUUUUUUUCUCCGCGCGACACGUUCUUUCUUUCUUUCUUUCUUGCUUCUCCCGUAUCUCUUUAUUUCUCUCGUUUGUCUUUUCCGCCCACCAUCUUUCUUUCUUUCUUUCUUUUUUUCUUUUCCUUUCUUUCUUUCUUUCUUUCUUUCUUUCUUUCAUUUUCCAUUCUUUCUUUCUUUCUUUCUUUCUUGCUUCUCCCGUAUCUCUUUAUUUCUCUCGUUUGUCUUUUCCGCCCACCAUCUUUCUUUCUUUCUUUCUUUCUUUCUUUCUUUCUUUCAUUUUCCAUUCUUUCUUUCUUUCUUUUCUUGCUUCUCCCGUAUCUCUUUAUUUCUCUCGUUUGUCUUUCCGCCCCACCAUCUUUCUUUCUUUCUUUCUUUCUUUCUUUCUUUUUCUUUCUUUCUUUCUUUCUUUCUUUCUUUCUUUCUUUCUUGCUUCUCCAUGCUCUUUAUUUCUCUCAUUUUUUUUUCCGCCCCACCAUCUUUCUUUCUUUCUUUUUUUUUUUCCUUUUUUCUUUGUUUCUUUCUUUCUUUCUUUCUUUCUUUCUUUCUUUCUUUCUUUCUUUCUUUCUUUCUUUCAUUUUCCAUUCUUUCUUUCUUUCUUUCUUUCUUGCUUCUCCCGUAUCUCUUUAUUUCUCUCGUUUGUCUUUUCCGCCCACCAUCUUUCUUUCUUUCUUUCUUUUUUUCUUUUCCUUUCUUUCUUUCUUUCUUUCUUUCUUUCUUUCUUUCUUUCUUUCUUUCUUUCAUUUUCCAUUCUUUCUUUCUUUCUUUCUUUCUUUCUUUCUUUCUUUCUUUUCUUUCUUUUCGUUCUUUUCCUUUCUUUUUCUUUCCUUUUCUUUCUUUCUUUCUUUUCUUUCCUUCAUUUUUCAUUCUUUCUUUCUUUCUUUCUUUUUUUCUUUCUUUCUUUUCUUUUCCUUUCUUUUUCCUUUCUUUCUUUUUCUUUCUUUCUUUCUUUCUUUCUUUCUUUCUUUCGUUCUUUCUUUUCUUUCUUUUUGCUUCUCCCGUAUCUUUAUUUCUCGUUUGUCUUUUCCGCCCAUCUUUCUUUCUUUCUUUUUUUCUUUUCCUUUCUUUCUUUCUUUCUUUCUUUUCUUUCUUUCUUUCUUUUCUUUCUUUUCUUUCUUUCAUUUUCCAUUCUUUCUUUCUUUCUUUCUUUCUUGCUUUCCUUCUCUUUAUUUUCUCGUUUGUCUUUUCCGCCCACCAUCUUUCUUUCUUUUUCUUUUCCUUUUUUCUUUCUUUCUUUCUUUCUUUCUUUCUUUCUUUCUUUCUUUCUUUCUUUCUUUCUUUUUCAUUUUCCAUUCUUUCUUUCUUUCUUUUCUUUUCUUUCUUGCUUCUCCCGUAUCUCUUUAUUUCUCUCGUUUGUCUUUUCAUUUCUUUCUUUUUUCUUUCUUUUUUUUUUUUUUUUCUUUCUUUCUUUCUUUCUUUCUUUCUUUCUUUCUUUCUUUCUUUCUUUCAUUUUCCAUUCUUUCUUUCUUUCUUUCUUUCUUUCUUUCUUUCUUUCUUUCUUUCUCGUUCUUUUCCUUUCUUUUUUCCUUUCUUUUUCCUUUCCUUCAUUUUCCAUUCUUUCUUUCUUUCUUUCUUUCUUUCUUUCUUUCUCGUUCUUUUCCUUUCUUUUUUCCUUUCUUUCUUUCUUUCUUUCUUUCCCUUCAUUUUCCAUUCUUUCUUUCUUUUGCCUUUCCUUCAUUUUCCAUUCUUUCUUUCUUUUUCCUUUCCUUCAUUUUCCAUUCUUUCUUUCUUUCUUUCUUUCUUUUUCCAUUCUUUCUUUCUUUCUUUCUUUCUUUCUUUCUUUCUUUCCAUUUAUUAUCCCUAUCCAUUAUUCAUUUCUAUUUCCCUGCUUUUCGCAUUGCUUUUCUCUCGUUUUCUUUGUUUUCGAUCUCCUUUCUUUUCAGUACUUAUCCCUUCCAGGUUUCUUUCACGUUCUUACAUCUGCCAUUUUUUUCCUCUUCUAUACCUGUCGUCACCUCCCCCCCCUAUUCUAUUUCUAGACACAUUCGCAUUUUUUCAGUCAUGCUCCUUAGUUCCAAACUGAACACGAGAUUAAAACUUAAUUACGUCGACGAAAGUAUCAUUUUCGGAGUAGACAUCGUAGUAUCUAUCUAUCUAUCUAUCUAUCCUAGUCUAUCAGUAUCUAUCUAUCCUAGUCUAGUCAGUAUCUAUCUAUCUAUCUAUCCUAGUCUAGUCAGUAUCUAUCUAUCUAUCUAUCCUAUCAGUAUCUAUCUAUCUAUCUAUCCUAGUCUAGUCAGUAUCUAUCUAUCUAUCUAUCCUAGUCUAGUCAGUAUCUAUCUAUCUAUCUAUCCUAGUCUAUAUCUAUCAUCUAUCUAUCCUAGUCUAGUCAGUAUCUAUCUAUCUAUCUAUCCUAGUCUAGUCAGUAUUCAUCUAUCUAUCUAUCCUAGUCUAGUCAGUAUCUAUCUAUCUAUCUAUCCUAGUCUAUAUCUAUCUAUCUAUCUAUCUAGUCUUGUCAGUAUCUAUCUAUCUAUCUAUCCUAGUCUAGUCAGUAUCUAUCUAUCUAUCUAUCCUAGUCUAGUCAGUAUCUAUCUAUCUAUCUAUCCUAGUCUAGUCAGUAUCUAUCUAUCUAUCUAUCCUAGUCUAGUCAGUAUCUAUCUAUCUAUCUAUCCUAGUCUAGUCAGUAUCUAUCUAUCUAUCUAUCCUAGUCUAGUCAGUAUCUAUCUAUCUAUCUAUCCUAGUCUAGUCAGUAUCUAUCUAUCUAUCUAUCCUAUCAGUAUUCAUCUAUCUAUCUAUCCUAGUCUAGUCAGUAUCUAUCUAUCUAUCUAUCCUAGUCUAGUCAGUAUCUAUCUAUCUAUCUAUCCUAGUCUAGUCAUUAUUUUUUCAUCUAUCUAUCCCAGUCUAGUCAGUAUCAUCUAUCUAUCUAUCCUAUCAGUAUCUUAUCUAUCUAUCUAUCCUAGUCUAGUCAGUAUCUAUCUAUCUAUCUAUCCUAGUCUAGUCAGUAUUCAUCUAUCUAUCUAUCCUAGUCUAGUCAGUAUCUAUCUAUCUAUCUAUCCUAGUCUAGUCCAUAUCUAUCUAUCUAUCUAUCCUAGUCUAGUCAGUAUCUAUCUAUCUAUCUAUCCUAGUCUAGUCAGUAUCUAUCUAUCUAUCUAUCCUAGUCUAGUCAGUAUUGCUCUAUCUAUCUAUCCUAGUCUAGUCAGUAUCUAUCUAUCUAUCUAUCCUAGUCUAGUCAGUAUCUAUCUAUCUAUCUAUCCUAGUCUAGUCAGUAUCUAUCUAUCUAUCUAUCCUAGUCUAGUCAGUAUCUAUCUAUCUAUCUAUCCUAGUCUAGUCAGUAUCUAUCUAUCUAUCUAUCCUAGUCUAGUCAGUAUCUAUCUAUCUAUCUAUCCUAGUCUAGUCAGUAUCUAUCUAUCUAUCUAUCCUAGUCUAUCAGUAUCUAUCUAUCUAUCUAUCUAUCCUAGUCUAGUCAGUAUCUAUCUAUCUAUCAUUUCCGGAGUAGCCAUCGUUGGAAUAUCAUUUUUGAAUUCACUACCUCCUCGUCACCGAGGACUCGAUGAAUUACUUAAUAUAUAUGUACAUAUCUAUCUAUCUAUCUAUCUAUCUAUCUAUUCUGGUUUGGUCAUAUCUAUCUACUCUGGUUUGGUCAUAUCUAUCUACUCUGGUUUGGUCAUAUCUAUCUACUCUGGUUUGGUCAUAUCUAUCUAUCUAUCUACUCUGGUUUGGUCAUAUCUAUCUAUCUAUCUACUCUGGUUUGGUCAUAUCUAUCUAUCUAUCUACUCUGGUUUGGUCAUAUCUAUCUAUCUAUCUACUCUGGUUUGGUCAUAUCUAUCUAUCUACUCUGGUUUGGUCAUAUCUAUCUAUCUAUCUACUCUGGUUUGGUCAUAUCUAUCUAUCUAUCUAUCUACUCUGGUUUGGUCAUAUCUAUCUAUCUAUCUAUCUAUCUGGUUUGGUCAUAUCUAUCUAUCUAUCUAUCUACUCUGGUUUGGUCAUAUCUAUCUAUCUAUCUAUCUAUCUACUCUGGUUUGGUCAUAUCUAUCUAUCUAUCUAUCUAUCUACUCUGGUUUGGUCAUAUCUAUCUAUCUAUCUAUCUACUCUGGUUUGGUCAUAUCUAUCUAUCUAUCUAUCUACUCUGGUUUGGUCAUAUCUAUCUAUCUAUCUAUCUACUCUGGUUUGGUCAUAUCUAUCUAUCUAUCUAUCUACUCUGGUUUGGUCAUAUCUAUCUAUCUAUCUAUCUACUCUGGUUUGGUCAUAUCUAUCUAUCUAUCUAUCUAUCUACUCUGGUUUGGUCAUAUCUAUCUAUCUAUCUAUCUACUCUGGUUUGGUCAUAUCUAUCUAUCUAUCUAUCUACUCUGGUUUGGUCAUAUCUAUCUAUCUAUCUAUCUACUCUGGUUUGGUCAUAUCUAUCUAUCUAUCUAUCUACUCUGGUUUGGUCAUAUCUAUCUAUCUAUCUAUCUAUCUACAUAA
Acanthosepion pharaonis is the source of this 4572-nucleotide messenger RNA. The record is from the annotation of a GenBank genome assembly. Lineage: Eukaryota; Metazoa; Mollusca; Cephalopoda; Sepiida; Sepiidae.